Molecule: messenger RNA, 1365 nt
Organism: Candoia aspera
Lineage: Eukaryota; Metazoa; Chordata; Lepidosauria; Squamata; Candoiidae
Gene: PNMT
Product: phenylethanolamine N-methyltransferase
Exons: 3
Coding region: 24-824 (266 amino acids)
Cellular component (GO): cytosol
Molecular function (GO): phenylethanolamine N-methyltransferase activity
Source: RefSeq, a predicted model, not a curated record
UGCAGCUAAGUGUCUCUUAAGCCAUGAAUGCCGUUGGUGUUGCAGCUAUGGCUGAAAACUACCAGAAGUUCAACCCCACAGCCUACUUGCAGAACAACUACAUGCCACCACGUGCCACUUUCACUAGUGAGGAUUUUGUGGUGCCCUGGAAGCUCCGUUGCCUGGCAGAUGCCUUUGCCACAGGAAAAAUCAGGGGCCACACUCUUAUCGAUAUUGGCACAGGCCCCACCAUCUACCAGCUCCUCAGUGCCUGCGACUACUUUGAGGAGAUUGUGGCCACUGACUUCUUGGAAGUGAACCGGGCUGUGAUUCAUAACUGGGUGCACAGUGAAGAAAAAGGUGGCUUUGAGUGGUCCUCUUAUAUCCAGCAUGUUUGUAAGAUUGAGGGCAAAGGGGAACCAUGGAAGGAGAAAGAGCAAAAGCUGAAGAAGAAGCUGAAAAAGAUCCUUCCCAUUGACAUCCACCAACCCAACCCACUGGGUUCUUUGCUCAGCCAGCCAGCUGAUGCUUUGGUCUCUACUUUUUGCCUAGAGGCCGCGAGCCCUGACCGCCCAAGCUUUGAUCGAGCCCUUCAGAAUGUCACCAGGCUCCUCAAACCUGGUGGCCAUUUUCUCAUGAUUGGAGCUUUGGAAGAAUCUUUCUACUUAGCGGGAGAAGCAAAGCUGACAGUGGUGCCUGUGAGUGAAGCAGACAUCAAGGAAUCGUUUGCAAACAGCAGCUAUCGCAUCCAUGACUUCCGUUCCUACAACAUGCCACCAAACCUGAAGAUUGGAGUCGAUGAUGUACAAGGGAUCUUCUUCAUCCAUGCGCAGAAGCUUGCUUGAUUCCAGUUUGCCUAGAAGCUGUUUUUUCUCUUGUCAAAGAAACAUUAUAUUGCAUAAAAACUCAGCUUGCUCUAUUCCCAUUAUCUCUUGUGCUAGUCCCUCUAUGCUUACAACUGUGUAUUCUCUGGUUUUAUCUUAUUUAAAUUCAAGUUUGCUGCCAAAAAGGGAUAGUUUCGGUAAUCUGAACCAAAUCCCUUUGCAGAUUUUAUUCAGCUUUUUCUGUCCAAAGAAUGAAAUAAUGCAUUGCCCAAAUUCUAUACCCCACCAUUGUGCAGUUCAGGGGCAGAGUACAUAUUUUCCAUCUAGAAGAGCAAAGGUUGUAUCUCUGGUAUCUGCAGUAAAAAAUAAAAAAAAUGGGGGGGGGCAGUUUUCUCCAGUUUGGUAUCCUCCAGAUGUGUAGGACUUCCAAGACCAUGGUGGCUGGCAGAUAUAGAAUUUGGAACCCAAUAUAUUUGAAGGGCAGCAAGCAGGAGAAGCUUGCAAAUAUAUUGGAUAACAAAGCUGGGGAAGCAAUCCAUGCCAGAAAUAGAUAGAUGGAUGA